Molecule: messenger RNA, 1299 nt
Organism: Fusarium odoratissimum NRRL 54006
Lineage: Eukaryota; Fungi; Ascomycota; Sordariomycetes; Hypocreales; Nectriaceae
Exons: 3
Coding region: 1-1299 (432 amino acids)
Source: RefSeq, a predicted model, not a curated record
AUGGGUCAGCCAAUUCUCGCUCUUACACCAAUCCAUAACGAUGUCAGUCUUGUUCGAAACGCCCUCCGCCGGUGUUUGUCAAACAAGCUCAAGGCGGAGGAUGUCACGUUUCUCGAGCUAUUUUCACGCAUUCUCAUUGGUCGCAAGACUUGCCCAGAUGAAAUCUCAAGAACACUAGAAAGAGGCAUUGAUGUCGAAUGGGAAGAUAUUUAUGAUCUAGUUAAUCCUUUCGGCGACACAAGAGGUCGCUCAUUCAAUAGUGUUUGGACGUUCGACCUCGACAAGGACGUUCUCUUUCUCACAGAGCAUGACAAGCUUUGCUCGGCACCUCUCAGCCUGGCAAGAGAUAGACUACUUACCUUGGACGACUUUGAGCUGGUUAGAUCGCCUACCGAGGAAAUCGUAGAAGAGAUUACUGUGCCAGCACCGUACUGGGAUUUUCAAUUUGAUUUUGAUCAGAGAAAGAAGGCAUUCCUUGGCCGCAUACUCCGAGACUUUGGUCAUACAUGGCGCCAUUUACUGCGGAGAGAAAUAAAUAAUACCACAUUCAUGAAGCUAGCAUAUGCCGUUAUCUGGAUUAUAAGCAUGGACUUCGGUUUAGUGGAACGUACAGGAUUUGAGCACGUUGGUGGUCGUGGCGGACGAUAUGUCGGAGCGGCAGAUUUGUCACGAUGGGACGCACCAGAUAAAGCGAUCGUCCAGGUUGGCUCACGCUGGUUUGUCUUGGCACGAUAUAUUCGCAAGGGCCUUGCGAUGAUACGAGAACAUAUGGGAAGCCUCGCAGCGAUCGCCGAAACAACGACUGGUACUGCAAGCUACGCAAUAUUGACCCUCAGGCAAAUCGUCUGCUGCAAGGUCCACGAAGGCGACUUGGUGUACACAAGACCAGAGCCAUUAUUCAGCGACACACCCUCCUCUGAUUCUGCCAUCGACCUUAUCCUCUUCGCAUCGGACAUACGUCAAGUAGAACCUAAGCCUUGCAGGCUCAAUUGCCUCCCUGUCGAGAUCCAGGAUAGAAUCCUUCUUGGUGCGGCAACAAGAAGCUUUGCAGCAGCGAAAUUGGGCGUUGAAUUUUCUUUAGGACCGCCAUUGUCCUGGGCUGACCAACGCAGGAAGAUCAAGCUGGAAGAGGUACUGAGACAUCGGACAGAGGCAUCACCCGUCGAAUCUCAAAUCGUUUUUAACGGGGUGAUGAGUAGUUUGUCAUAUAAGUGCGAGGCAGUACCUAUAGGUUUCAAGGUCGACAGAAGCUUGCUUCCGGCGCCUCCUCGUCUCACGGUUGCUGUGCCUUCGCCAUAG